AGUCGUCGCGCGCAUCUCCCAGCACUCCCUUCGUUUUCUCUCUUCCUCUCUGAUUUUUUUUUCUCUCCACGCCCUCAGGCGUUUAGCUCACAGCCGCGCUGAACGCGUAGAGAGAGGACUGCAGGUCCCGUUCGCGUGCUCACCGACGACUCUCUUUUGUUCCAAGCAAGCGUGAAAAACAGAGGCGUUUUUCCCCCUCACUCCUCCACUUCCAUCGCACGCGCCCACCGACAUGUCAGGCGAAGACGCGCCCGCUCAGCAGCAGAACGCCGAGGAGCAGAAGCCCCAGCAGCAACAGGAUGGCGAGUCCAAAAGCGAGUCGCCCAAAACCGAGACCAAACCGGAGGCGACGCCCGCUGAACCUGUCGCUGACGCCGCCGCAGCUGCUGCCGCUUCAGGCGAGGCAGCGGAGGCUGCCGCUGCUCCCGCGGACAAACCCGCCGCCGAGGAGGACACCUUCAGCUUCCGCGCGCUCGUGCUCACGGGCUACGGCGGCUAUGACAAAGUCAAGCUGCAGGUGAAGAAAGGAAAGCCGGCGCUCAAGAGCGGAGAGGUGAUGGUCCGCGUCAAGGCGUGCGGCCUCAACUUUGCCGACCUCAUGGCACGCCAGGGGCUCUACGACCGUCUCCCGUCUCCGCCCGUCACACCGGGAAUGGAGUGCUCGGGAAUCGUCGAGGCCGUUGGUGAAGAGGUGACGGACAGAAAAGUUGGUGACAAGGUGCUGGUUCUCAACCGCAGUGGUCUGUGGCAGGAAGUGGCUGUGGUCCCCACCUCACACACCUUCCUCAUGCCCGAGGGGAUGAGCUUCGAAGAGGCGGCAGCUCUGCCAGUCAACUACAUCACCGCUUACAUGAUGCUGUUUGACUUCGGCCAUCUGCGUCCCAAUCAGAGUGUGCUCAUCCACAUGGCUGCAGGAGGUGUAGGGAUCGCUGCUACUCAGCUCUGUAAGACGGUGAACGAUGUCACUAUCUUUGGAACUGCUUCAGCCGCUAAGCAUGAAGUCAUCAGCGAGGGAGGAGUCACACACCCCAUCGACUACCGUACACGGGACUACGUAGAGGAGGUCCGCAAGAUCAGCCCCAAAGGAGUGGACAUUGUCCUGGAUCCCCUGGGUGGUUCCGACACCCAUAAGGGCUACAACCUUUUGAAACCUUUGGGCAAACUAAUCAGCUACGGUGCCGCCAACAUGCUGUCUGGUCAGAAGAAGAACCUGUUCGCCGUGGCCAAAACCUGGUACCAGCAGUUCUCCGUUCACACCCUGAGUCUGUGCCAGAGCAACCGCGCCGUCUGUGGCUUUCACCUGGGUUACCUGGACUCAGAGCUCGUCACAGAUGUCAUGAAUGGCUUGCUGGAGCUGUACCAGCAGGGCAAGAUCAAACCCCGCAUUGACUCCACCUACCACCUUGAGCAGGUUGGCGAUGCUAUGCGUAGGAUGCAGGAACGGGGCAACAUCGGCAAAAUCAUCCUCACUACCGAGCCCAUGAAGGAGGAACCCAAGAAAGAGGAGGUCAAGAAGGAUGAAAAAGAGAAGAAGGAUGACAAGAAGAAAGAUGACAAGAAGAAGGAAGACAAAAAGAAGGAUGAGGGCAAGAAGGAAGAGAAGAAAGAGGAAAAGAAGAAAGAGGAGGCCAAGAAGGAAGAGAAGAAGGUGGAGGAGAAGAAGGUGGAGGAAAAGAAAGCCGAGGAGAAGAAGGAAGAAGCCAAGAAAGAGGAGAAUUGAGAGUUGGGCAGAAGCUAGGCAGGAAAUUGGUGGCUGUGAAUUGUUUGUCUUGGGAGUAGGGGAUUAUUUGAGUCUGUGUUGAGUGUGUGUGUCUGUGUGUGCGUGUGGUUUUCGAAGUACAGUGUAGUCCAGCUCUCAGCUCAACCCCAGGCAAUUACUCUGGCCUUAAAUCAUUUAUCUUGCACUGACAUCUGUAUCUGUUUUUCCAGCCUUAUUGAAGUUUAACAUAAAAGCUGCUCACUAACUCGUGUACACACGCACACACACACACAUCCCCACAUACACACUCCCAUGCCUCAUGUGCCAGGGAUAUACCACUCUAUUAUGCCACUAUAUUUCUCUUAUUACUUUUCCUGUAUUCAUGCACUUUUUCUUUUUUCCUUUAUAAUCUUUUACUGCGUGCCUUUUGAGGUAUGCUAGAUCAGUAUUACACUGCCAAAUCCACUAGUCCUUCAUGCUUUAAUUCCUAAUUCCUGUCACUUUCAUUCACCUCUACAAUGCACUACUACUACUAUCUCGAGUAUUCUUUCCAAGUGUGGCUUUAUUUGUGCUUGCGUAAUACUGUUGUCCCCACAAAGGAAUAUGGGUAAAUGCCAGGGUUGAGCAUGAGUCCUGUUGCCAUGACUACAGUGUUUCAUAUAAUGUCCCUUCCCCCUGAUCCCAAACCCCUACUUGUCUCCUGUAUCACAUCUGUUUUCCAGUUAGUGAUCCCGAUCUCCUUAUUGGACCAGACUCUUUGACGGAAAGGUUAAUCGCUGAGCCCCACCCACAUUAUUCACCAAGGCAAUAAGUCCGGAAGAGUCAGUGCGGUUUCUGAUUUGCUCAUCGUUUCAUGUACACCCACUAUAGUUAAAAUAAAAUGUCCUAAUCAUGAUGUCCAAACAAUACUUUGAAAGUGUUAAAUCUGAAAUUUGGUGCAAAUUAAGAUUUAUUUUUUUAUUCUCCCCCAGAAUUAAUAAACAUUCAAGAUUUUAAAAAGAUGUCAGGCGCAAAAAGAAAACCAUAAAAAAUUACUGCCCACUGUCUAAAAUGCAAAAGUAACAUAAGAACAUAAAUGAAUGGAUAUCAAGUGACUUUUAUAUUUUGACAGGCUGAAAACAGAUUUAUUUUUUUAUUUUUUUUUUUUAGUUACCUUAAUGAGCUCUGCUUCACUUCAGUGAAACAUCUCCUAACACACACACACACGCAGAGGCAUGCAGACACAUUCUCAGGUUAUUGUAUUAAAGCAGAAAUGCUGAAACACUCCUGAAUAGCGCGUUAUUCCCGAGUCACCUCCAGGAUUCCGUGUUAUCUGGAGCAUUCCGCUCGGAUCCUUAUGACCGCUGGCCUGUCUUCAGAGUAAUCAUUGUUUUUCUGAUUCUCUGCUUCUCUUCCUCUAGCUCUUGCGUUCACCAUCACCAGUUGGCAUAGCAACAGGCAUUCGGCCAGCAAAUGAUGACAUGGUUGCCCCUACUCAUCCACCCACCCACCAAUUCCAAUCUCUCCCACACUUAUUUAUACGCUUUUGUUUUUCCCCCUCCUAAACUUUUAUUCAAUUAAAUAUUGUUCAGAAUCUCUCUGUGCUGAUUUGACACCGGUUCAGGCUGCUGUGUCAGAGUUGAGUCACAAGGGCGUUACCUGGCAGCCUUCCAGCACUGAAACAAGUCGAUCGAACCCACUGACUCCUCCCUCGGCUAAAUUUAUGCAUCUGUAGUGGUGUUCUGCCUCUCAUGGCAAUGUAUAUGCACUGCAGUGUGACUUCGUUUCCGUCGCUCCGUCAGUGGGUCUGGUUUUUGUGUUUUGUGAGAGUGUGAGAACUGCAGUGUGUUGUGGGAGUGUGUCUUGUGUACAGAUGUGGUUGAAAGUUUAUAUGGAUGUACGUCUCUGUCCUCAGGUCAGUUGUCAGAUUUAGAUGAUUUUUUUUUUCUGUCUCUACCUCCCUUAUGCUAUGAGCUAGCAUGUAAGAUCUAGCUCCUUUGUUCCCCUCUCCUUGCAGUUUUAUCUCUAACAAACAUAACCUGUCCCCCCCCCAACCUCUCUCUCCCUCCCUCUCUGGUGAAUGGCCUGUGUUUGGUUUGGUAUUAUUUGCACUCUGCUUGUGGAUCUUAAUGCACUUAUAGGGAUGGCAGUCCCACUCCCAGCCCCACUGUUCCUCAGGAGUCCCCUCCAGUGCUCCACACAAUACAUCUAUUAUUAUGUUGGUCCACACAUGUAGAGGAGAGCUGCAAAUAGUUACAGGUAACAGAACUUCAUUUCAACCAGUUUGUUCAUCAUUGAAAACUUGUGCAUACAUGCAUGAAGGUUACCCAGAAUGCAAUGGGAAGGGUGUAGCACUGCCAUCCUUGCCUAAAGAGUGACAGUGUUGUGACACGAGACCGGUGACUGAAUUCUGAUGCGAGUUCAGUUUCGGGAUCAUUCAAGUCCUUUUUUUUUUUUUU
Molecule: messenger RNA, 4137 nt
Organism: Clarias gariepinus (North African catfish)
Lineage: Eukaryota; Metazoa; Chordata; Actinopteri; Siluriformes; Clariidae
Gene: vat1
Product: vesicle amine transport 1
Exons: 6
Coding region: 233-1720 (495 amino acids)
Molecular function (GO): oxidoreductase activity; zinc ion binding
Source: RefSeq, a predicted model, not a curated record